AAGCUCAAACGAGUUCCGGCUCUCGUUUGCACCCAUAGACGUUAAUUUAUUAUUGUUUUCCUUUGCUUCUUUAAUCCGUCUCCCCCUUUCCAACAAGUUUCUUCCCCUACCUCUCUCUCGCGAUCUAAUCUGCUCUUUUGAAUUGUGAACUCAUGACGCUUGGCUCAGGUGGAUCCAGUGUUGUCGGUGAAGCAGAGAAAGAAUAAUGGAAGACAGUUGGGGUAUGAAAAAGAGGCUAUAGAGAUGAAGAAAGUGCCUAGAAAUUUCAGAUUGCUGGAGGAACUUGAGCGUGGAGAAAAGGGUAUUGGAGAUGGCACAGUGAGUUACGGGAUGGAUGAUGGCGAUGACAUUUAUAUGCGCUCAUGGACCGGCACCAUCAUCGGUCCUCACAAUUCUGUACAUGAAGGACGGAUUUACCAAUUGAAGCUAUUUUGUGACAAAGACUACCCGGAGAAGCCUCCUACUGUCCGAUUUCAUUCUCGGGUUAACAUGACCUGUGUCAACCAUGAAACUGGAGUGGUGGAAGCAAAGAAGUUUGGAAUUCUGUCAAACUGGCAGAGAGAAUACACAAUGGAAGACAUACUGAUACAGCUGAAAAAAGAGAUGGCGGCUCCCCACAACCGUAAACUUGUGCAGCCACCCGAAGGUACUUUCUUUUAGUCGUUGAAGGAAUCAAGUAAAACGAGAAGAAAACAUAAUGUCAUGUGAUAUCUGGUGCACAUUUUUCAAAUGAUUUAUGGGUCAAAAUCCUCAUGGAAGUCAACAAAUGUAGUGGACAAUGUCUCCUUCAAAAAAACCCUUGUCCUGUUUCUUCAUCUUGAUGUUGUUUGAUUAAUGGGAUCUUUGUUUGUGUCAACUGUUUAAUAUAUGUAUCCAUUUUGACAACUCAAUUGUAAGAUUUGGCUCCGCGUGCAUGUUUCAUUGGUUUUACUAAAA
Helianthus annuus (common sunflower) is the source of this 936-nucleotide messenger RNA. RefSeq names its product ubiquitin-conjugating enzyme E2 variant 1D. NCBI's taxonomy places the organism in Eukaryota, Viridiplantae, Streptophyta, Magnoliopsida, Asterales, Asteraceae. The coding region runs from base 244 to 660 and encodes 138 amino acids. The record is from RefSeq and is a predicted model, not a curated record. The transcript has 5 exons. Gene Ontology annotation, cellular component: nucleus. Gene Ontology annotation, biological process: protein K63-linked ubiquitination; DNA damage tolerance.